Rotaria socialis is the source of this 903-nucleotide messenger RNA. NCBI's taxonomy places the organism in Eukaryota, Metazoa, Rotifera, Eurotatoria, Philodinida, Philodinidae. The record is from the annotation of a GenBank genome assembly.
AUGAUGUUUUCGAGUGAUGGAUUUCUAACUGAUAAUAAUGCUUCGUCUGCAAAUGCACGCCAAACACAUGUCUUUACAUCUUUUCCCAAUUCUGCGGUAGAUGUUGAUGAUGAACGACCGGAAAAUAAAUCAACAACACAACAACAAUCUGACUCAGACAAAUAUGCCCUUCCAUUGCCGGCCACUGCCAAUGAGUCAGCACCUGAACAAUAUCAUAUGUGGCAAAUCGAAUAUUAUCAAAAAUAUUUUCAAGUUGAUACUCAACAAGUUCUCGAGCGUUUAAUUGGUUCCAUGACGCCCAGACCAAAUAAAUCUUAUUUCGAUUCAACUAUUCGACAAAAUCCUGAUUUAUAUGGGCCAUUUUGGGUUUGUGUAACAUUUAUUGUAACUGUUGCGAUCAGUGGAAAUAUAGUAAAUUAUUUUCACCAAUCUGAUGCUGAAUUUCAAAUUGAUUUCUCAAAAAUUACUUUAUCAGCUAUUCUUGUUUGUUUCUAUUGGUGGAUGAUGCCAACAUCAAUAUAUUUUUUCUUUCGUUGGCGUUUAAAUCGUAUUGAAUAUACAUUUCUUGAAUUACUUUGUAUUUAUGGUUAUAGUUUAACUAUAUUUAUACCGAUCUCAAUUUUAUGGAUCAUACCGAUUGGUUGGUUACAAUGGACAUCAACAAUACUAGCGUCGAUUAUAAGUGGCAGUGUUUUAAUUGUUACAUUCUGGCCAACAAUUAAUGCUGAUCACAAACGUUUUAGUACUGUGUCAAUUUUAGCUGUUUUUUUCUUACAUUUAUUAAUGGCAGUUUGUAUUAUGCUAGUAUUUUUUCAUGUAUCUGAUAACAAUAUUAAUCCAACGACACCAUCAAUUACUCUUUCUACAAGUACUAUAUUGACAACAUCAAAAAAAAUUGCUUAG